AUGUUUUUCAUCUCGCUUUUUUACGUGAAUGUCUUCAUUCUGCUCACUCAUGCAGUCAAGCAGGAAGAUUCUGUCACAAGUCGAAUCGAACGCUUAAGAAACGAUAUGUCAGGUAUCAGAGGUUUAAAUGAUUCCACCAGAUUUUUGGAACAACAAUACAAAGGUUUUCUUGAUAUAGUCAAACUCAAUGACAAAAGGAGGCAUUUAUUAAAUCAUUUUAAUGGUCUUCUCAUUCAAUAUCGAAUAAUGAAAGAUCUUAAUGACUGGAUUACAAAAAAAAUUGCGACACAGGGUGCUUGAAGUGGACGAAGGAGUGCUUUCGAGCUUUUCCGAUUGUUACGGGAUCUGUUAAAACUAACUGAAUGACAUUUAACUUUCUGUUUUCGUAGUGACCUAUAAAUUAUCACCUUUUAUUCCAUAAGCAUCAACAUAAUCUUCAAUAAUCAGUAGUUUUACAUACAAGAC
Schistosoma turkestanicum is the source of this 465-nucleotide messenger RNA. NCBI's taxonomy places the organism in Eukaryota, Metazoa, Platyhelminthes, Trematoda, Strigeidida, Schistosomatidae. The record is from the annotation of a GenBank genome assembly.